Molecule: messenger RNA, 4342 nt
Organism: Colossoma macropomum (tambaqui)
Lineage: Eukaryota; Metazoa; Chordata; Actinopteri; Characiformes; Serrasalmidae
Gene: naa25
Product: N-alpha-acetyltransferase 25, NatB auxiliary subunit
Exons: 24
Coding region: 28-2958 (976 amino acids)
Biological process (GO): N-terminal peptidyl-methionine acetylation
Cellular component (GO): cytoplasm; NatB complex
Molecular function (GO): protein binding; protein-N-terminal amino-acid acetyltransferase activity
Source: RefSeq, a predicted model, not a curated record
CCGCUAUUAAUCCCGGUAACCUCCAACAUGGCGGCGAGGGGCCAUGUGCAAGACCCUAACGACAGAAGACUGAGACCCAUUUACGAUUAUCUUGAUAAUGGCAAUAACAAGAUGGCAAUCCAGCAAGCUGACAAGCUGCUCAAGAAGCACAGGGAUCUUCACUGUGCUAAGGUCCUAAAGGCCAUUGGUCUGCAACGAACAGGCAAGCAGGAUGAAGCCUUCACUCUGGCCCAAGAGGUAGCCAGCUUGGAGCCCACUGAUGACAACUCCCUCCAGGCACUCACCAUUCUUUACAGAGAGAUGCACCGGCCGGAGCUGGUGACGAAACUCUAUGAAGCAGCAGUUCGGAAGGUUCCUACAAGUGAAGAGUACCACUCUCAUCUCUUCAUGGCUUAUGCACGUGUUGGGGAGUACAAGAAAAUGCAACAGGCUGGAAUGGCCCUUUAUAAGAUUGUUCCCAAAAACCCAUAUUACUUCUGGUCUGUUAUGAGCUUAGUGAUGCAGGCCAUCUCAGCACAGGAUGAGAAGCUCUCUCACACCAUGUUCUUGCCCCUUGCUGAGCGCAUGGUGGAGAAGAUGGUCAAAGAGGAGAAGAUUGAGGCUGAAGCGGAAGUACAGCUGUAUUUCAUGAUCUUGGAGCGCCUGGGGAAAUACGUAGAGGCACUAGAAGUGGUGCGGGGGCAGCUCGGAGAGAAGCUCACUAGCGAGCUGCAGAGCCGGGAAAACAAGUGCAUGCUGCUUUACCGCCAGCUGAAGCGCUGGCCUGAAUGCAAUGCCCUGUCCUGCAAGCUGCUCCUCAAAAACCCUGAUGACUGGCAGUUCUACUUAUCGUAUUUCGAUUCGUUAUUCCACCUCAUUGACCAGAGCUGGACACCACCAGAAGAAGGAGACCAUUGUACAGAGGGGGAGGUGCACUGUUCCGUGUCCCAGGCCAUCAGUUUUGUAGAGGAGCGGCUAGCGGCGGAGGAGGCAAAGGAGUCGAGGCCACUGAGAGGCCCAUACCUGGCCCGUCUAGAGCUCAUACAACGCCUCCGGCAAAGGAGUUGCUCUGAAGAACAGCAGCUAGUAGGUGAGCCUCUUGAGCUGAUGUUCCAGUACUUUGUAAAGUUUGGAGACAAGCCAUGUUGCAUCACGGAUCUGAAAGUCUUUCUGGACCUCCUCACGCCUGACCAGUGUGUCCAGUUCAUUAACAGGCUGACAGAGGCAGUGCCUCUUGGGGCAGCAGGUGAGGAUGACGUGGCCUUGCCAGGAGAUACUCGCGCACUCCAGAGGCACCUGUGUGUGGCCCAGCUCGGCCGCUGCCUGGGACUUCAGCAUGCGCUGGACACUGAGGGCAAACUGGCCCUCAUCCGGGAACUCAAGAUCCACUAUCGCCAUGGUUUACAAUUCGGGAGGAACUGUCUAAAGACAGAGCUGCAGUUCUCGGACAUGUACUGCCUCAUGGCUGCCCAUGUCUAUAUAGACCUGUGGAUGCAGACUGGUAAUGAGCAGAUGUUGUGGCAAUGUUUAGGACUGCUGGAGGAAGGCUUGACGCACAGCCCCUCCAACGCCCAGUUCAAGUUGCUCCUCCUGCUCCUCUUCUGCCGUUUGGGCGCCUUCGAGCCCGUGGUGGACCUCUACUCUAGCCUGGACGCCAAACACGUCCAGCACGAUACCAUAGGAUACUUACUGACUCGCUAUGCAGAGUCUUUGGGCCAAUUUGCUGCUGCUUCCCAGUCCUGUAACUUCUCUCUCAGGUUUUUUCAUUCAAACCAGAAAGAUACCUCAGAAUAUAUCAUUCAGGCAUAUAAGUACGGUGCAUUUGAGAAGAUCCCUGAGUUCAUUGCCUUUAGGAAUCGCCUGAACAACUCGUUGCACUUUGCCCAGGUGCGCACUGAGAGGAUGUUGCUGGACCUCUACCUGGAAGCAGACAUAUCAUCCACCUUAGAGGAAAGUGUAAAGUCUAUGUCUCUUUGUCCUGAAGAAGACGACAUCCCGUGGGACAACAUAAGGGACAACCGUGAUCUCACCGUCUUUGUCAGCUGGAACCCAAAAGACCGGCAACUGAAUGAGGAGCAUCGACAGCGCUCUGUAGAAGAGGAGGCCUUGUGGCUGAAGAUUCGCUCUGUAACGCUGAGGUUGGUGGGCUGUCUCUCUGGACUCUGUCACCCGCCGUCUGUGCGUAACUCUGAGAAGACCACAGAGAAUGGCGUGGCGGCAAAACCCUCGACCCUCCAGCCUCUGAUCUCCCAGCUGGAGAGCACUCUCAGCCAGGCAGUGCAGUUUACUGAAAGGCAUUCGCAGCAUCAGUACCCAAUUUUGGGACCCCCAUCUACACGACUGGCUCAGGCUCUGGCCAGUGGCAGCUGUCACUGCCAGCUUUCCGCCCUGCAGCUCCCCAUCCACUUCCAGGAGUUGGAGGCUGCUGGGCUGGAUCAGUCAGCAGAGCUUCAGGCCCAAAUUUCAAACCUUUUCAAAUCGCUAACAGUACAACUUCAAGAUAUGCUGAAUAAAUGUAAAGGUGACUUGUUGGAAGUGAAAGACGGCCGAAGUAAGGCCCAGCCUUCCCUAUUAGAAAAUUUAGUCUUCUUUGUAGAGACAAUUUGUGUUGUCCUCUGGGUGUCCAAUUACUGUGGCAGCACGCUCCGACCGCUUAAGUCUAGCUUACAAAAGAAGAAGAAAAAGAAAAAGGAUGCUAGUGCAGUAACACCAGUGGUGCUCUCUGGGUUCCAGGAAUUCACGAGCAGCCUGCAAAGUCUUCUCAGCCAGGCCCUGGAGCAUAUUAAGGGCCAGGAGAGCCACCUCACAGCCUUGAAGAUGGAAUCCCUUUCUCUGGAGGGACUGUCCCAGACUGAGGAGGAGGGAACCUUCACAAAGACUGUAAUGGACAAAGUGCAGAGCAGCUACCUGCGGUCACUGCAGGAGGUUGGGGAUCUGCUGAGGAAAAGAGUCGACACAUUAAAGUCCCUGAAGAUUUGAACGAUCACCCUCAGACCAGCACACCCAACAAGUCACACAGUCCUCAGUUCAUUGCGCCAUCACACAUCUCUCUCUCUCUCUCUCUCUCUCUCUCUCUCUCUCUCUCUCUCUCUCUCUCUCUCUCUCUCUCUCUUUUCUCUUUUUUCUCUUUUCUCUUUCUUCUCUUUCUUCUCUUUCCUUUACUCUCUUUUUCAUAUCUAGCAUCACCACCCCCCCCCCUUUUACACACUGGCACGCACAAAACUCACAGCUGCUUCAGCACAACCAUCUACGGUGCUCUGAGCCACCGAUCAAGUGAAUACAGAUGUUCCUCAUAUUCCUCGUGAACUAGAUAGACAAACAAAUAAGCAAUUUUAGAAGAACUACUCUAUAAAUUAUUGUACAUAGUGUGAAGGUCCGAGAAUAUCCACCUGAACUCCUUGCCAGAAUUAAAGUGAAUUGCUUUGUCCUUUUUGUCACUGUCUAAUGUCGUUGUCUCACUAUUUACUACCUAGCUGUAGAUGCCCCUCUACCCCACUGUCCCUCUGAGUUGCUCCCAAUUAAACAACGCCGCCGCUCCCACACUUCAGAAUGUCGCCCAUUUUUGUGCGGCGCUGCUCGUCACAGCUUUUACUUGCCGAGCCUUGUACACCAAAAGUCCUUUGGUGAGAACUUCGCAAGACGCUAAUGUAGCUGUUCAGUGCAAUUAAGUGGCUUGGUGCUGCUUCCGUAGCAGCCGUGGAGCUGCGCAGCGCUUUGUUUUUGAGUCCUCAUCAGGAGUAAUGGCGUUGUAGCGUGUGGUGGAAGAGUCUGUGCGAUGUAUCCACUUGCAUAUGCUUCAAACUGCAUUAACAACGGUCUUUGGGCAAGAGAAAGGAGUGAACGUCGCUGUAGUAAAUUAGAACAGUUGUUUUCCACUUUAGCGUUGUUCUUUGUUUUUUCAUUGCUACACAGUGAGCUUAUGUAGGGCACUGAUUUAAUGGACCUUACAGAAUACUUGUUUCAACAAGGGCCAUCUGUAUUGCAAGAUGUAGCUUUCCUGCCUAUGGUUUGUUUUGCCAACUGAAGGAACGGUCUACACAAAGUAGCACUGACCGCUGCAAGUAUGGGGCUAUUCUCUGUUAUGUGAGACACCUUGUUUUACUCAGAUGGUGGUCUUGCUUUGAUUUCGAUGCUCACACAUUAUUUACAUUUGCUUGGUCAAAGGAAAGGCCCCUGUUCUACUCUGCUGGGGCCAACUUAUUGUAUUGCGUUAUCAAUUUCAGUUGUUAAAAGGGGGACAAACACUUUUUUAAAGACAAGUUAUGUUUACUGUUUAUACUGUUUUGGAGAAUAAAAAUGUAAAUUGCACUGAGGUCCCUAAAAAUUGUGAGAAAUUUUUUUUUUUCUUUAAUUUUAAUAAUAA